CGAUCCGGACGCUAGCCGUGCAUAGCACGCAUACACCAUAACAAACUUUCGAUCAAAUGAUCUUUGAAUGCGCGAGGUAGCGUAAGAAGGGUGGUUAUAUUCACUUUGCACUGGGUGACAGCCUUUGGAUGCCGAGCUGCAUUGUAAACUGGGGACAGAUGGUAAACCUGGUAAACUCUUCCAAGCAAUCAGAUUGACACAAAAAUGCCAAAGCAGUCGCCUGAUCCCUUCUACACGCUGCGUGGCCACAGCGGUCCAGUUUCUGCAGUACAUUUCUUUUCGUCGAAGUUGUACUCUGGUUCGGGAAGUGGCGAAAUAUACGCCUGGGAUCUUGAGACAUUCAAAAAGGCGACACUCUUUCAUGAUCAUGACCGAGCGGGCAUUUUAUGGAUUGGUCACGUGUCUGACGCGUUAGUGACGCAGGGAAGGGAUGGCACGAUUGGUGUCUGGAAAGAAAGCACUGGUUCCUGGCAGAAACAUGCAACAUUGCAAACAACCUCCAAAGGUUUCUGCCAAUGCAGUGCACUGAAGUCAUCAUCCCCUUUGCUAGCAUCACCACACGGCGAUGACGACACUGCGAUCAAUCUUUGGAACCUGGACACGUGUACAGUUGUCAUCACUGUAAAACCGUCGGGCUCCGAAAAAGUAGGAAUGGUGAUGUGCACGAGACUGUGCAGAGACGGCAACCUUCUCGUGGCUGGCUACGAGAAUGGCAGUGUGAUUUCAUUUGACUGCCGCAGUGGAAAGCCAAUCAGCAGCGUUGUUUGCUUCAAGCAUCCAGUCAUGUGCAUGGAUAUUGAUGACUGUCACCGAAUGAAAGGGUUGUGUGGCUCCGUUACAAAGACACUGUGUGCAUUUGAAGACUUUCAGGACCUCAGACUGAGCAAGGAAGUUGCUGUUGUGAAUGAAGGCUUUGCAUCAACAGCCAUUCGCUCUGAUGGAAAGAUAGCAGCAUCCGGUGGGUGGGAUGGUAGGAUUCGUAUUUUUAGCUGGAGGACACUCAAGCCACUGGCUGUGCUGAACUUCCACGACGAGUCUGUGCAGAGCGUUGACUUUGCGGCGGAGAGAGUGCGUAGAGAAGGUGUUGGGGUCCUAGCUGCUGGUGCCAAGGAUGGAAUUGUCAGCUUAUGGUCUGUUUACACAGACUGAAGUGUUAUCUGCCUUCUUUUCAUAAAAAAAAAAAUUUUGUUCACAGA
Messenger RNA from Ornithodoros turicata, 1196 nucleotides. RefSeq names its product guanine nucleotide-binding protein subunit beta-like protein 1. The transcript has 3 exons. NCBI's taxonomy places the organism in Eukaryota, Metazoa, Arthropoda, Arachnida, Ixodida, Argasidae. Gene Ontology annotation, molecular function: protein binding. Bases 205 to 1149 code for a protein of 314 amino acids. The record is from RefSeq and is a predicted model, not a curated record.